Molecule: messenger RNA, 2764 nt
Organism: Anopheles coluzzii
Lineage: Eukaryota; Metazoa; Arthropoda; Insecta; Diptera; Culicidae
Gene: Hibch
Product: 3-hydroxyisobutyryl-CoA hydrolase, mitochondrial
Exons: 2
Coding region: 240-1403 (387 amino acids)
Biological process (GO): L-valine catabolic process
Cellular component (GO): mitochondrion
Molecular function (GO): 3-hydroxyisobutyryl-CoA hydrolase activity
Source: RefSeq, a predicted model, not a curated record
CCGACCCUUUAAGUGACGUUUACUUAUCAACACGACGGCGCAGGCAACAUCGACAUCGUUGAAAAACACUCGACGUCACACUGGUAGCGGUCGGUCGGAAAUUAAAUCAAGUAAGCACUGUGCCGCUUAGCUACAAGCAUCGUGGGACACACAACACCAGUUGCAUAAUCACAGAGAGCACAACACCCCGCACAGCCAGCAACUUCAACCGGAACGUCAAGCCUACGAAAACGAAUACGAUGCUACGAGCGAUUGCGGUGCGCGCCGGACUAAGCCGAUCGGGCCAACUGGUCGCCCCGAGCGUUUGCCGCGCGAUGUCCUCGACGGCCGGUGAUAGCAACAGCCUGGUACUGACGGAGGAGGUCGGCAGCAAGGGCGUGAUCACACUGAAUCGCCCGAAAGCGCUGAACGCCAUCAAUCUGGAAAUGGUCCGGCUCAUCUACGACGCCAUGAAGCAGUGGGAAAGCACCAAGAGCGUGGUCAUCGUGAAAUCCGUCGGCGAUAAGGCGUUCUGUGCCGGCGGGGACGUGCGCGCCAUCACCGAGACGAGCAAUGUGGAGCUGGCGCGAAAGUUUUUCAGCACCGAAUACCGGCUGAACGCCCUCAUCGGCAGCUAUCGGCCCACGUACAUUGCGUUCAUCGACGGUAUCACGAUGGGCGGCGGCGUCGGGCUGUCCGUGCACGGCAAGUACCGCAUCGCGACGGAGCGCACCAUGUUCGCGAUGCCCGAGACGGCCAUCGGGCUGUUCCCGGACGUUGGCGGCGGCUAUUUCCUGCCCCGGCUCGAGGGCAAGCUCGGCCUCUAUCUCGGCCUGACCGGGUUCCGGCUGAAGGGGCGCGACGUGCACAAGGCCGGCGUGGCGACGCACUACGUGGAGAGCAAAAAUCUGGCCGCGCUGGAGCAGCAGCUGCUGGCCACGACGAGCGGUGCCGAGGUGGAAAGCGUGCUGGACCGGUUCUCGGAGAAGCGGGACGCGGGCGCCGAGUUUGUGCUGGCCAAGCAGCUGCAGCAAAUCAACGAGUGCUUCAGUGCGCCGACGGUGGAGGCUAUUUUCCAGCAGCUGGAGCGGGACGGUAGCGAGUGGGCACAGAACACGCUGAAGCUGCUCCACAAAAUGUCCCCCACCUCAAUGGUGGUGACGCAAAAGCAGCUCGAGCUGGGCGGCAAGAUGGAUUUGAAGACGUGUCUCAAGAUGGAGUACCGGCUUGCCGUGCACCAUGCUAUCGACAGCGACUUCAAGGAAGGUGUGCGCGCCCUGCUGAUCGAUCGCGAUCAGAAACCGCGCUGGAAUCCGGCCACACUGGCAGAGGUGGAUCCGGCGCGCAUCGAGCAGUUCUUCGGCCCGCUGCCGGACGGCGAUGAGCUCCAGUUCGAGGAGGAGGGGCCCAAGGCAUCCCUGUAAGCGGAGCUGCGGUGUGCUGCUCUCCGGUCAAAGGAUUGGAACACGUCGAGAAAUGAUACCACAACAAAAGUGCAUUUACUAGCGAGUAAGACUAAUGCCAACGGCAAAGCUGUUGCGCGCCUUGUGUUUCAAACAUGAAUACGGGCACCGUUCUUUCCUUUUUCUGCAACCCCACACAGAAAGCCAACAAUAAAGUGAAACGAUUUUCUACCACCUACCUCCCUCGUCAGCAUUUGAUUGGCUUUUGAAUUGCCGUUUUCGGAUCCAACAUCGUCCAACACGCGCCACAACCUCUCGGUGGUCGAUGGUGCAUCGUGCUACAUGCGAAACAUUUCGUAAAAAUGAUCGUUUCAUUCAUGUCCAUGUUCUCGUGUUUAACUCUGGCCAUUUUCCACACACCAGCAACGGUUUCGUUUUUUUUUCCGCUCGGUAACGCGCCCGCCUCCACAUAUACCUUCUCACAGAUGCAAAUUGUGGUUUUUUAAGUUAUAAAAUUGGUUUCACCUAUGACGGUCACUAUCAAGGGUUGUUGAAUUUGUUCUAUUCCCGAAGAAAAGUGUCUUUUAUCAAUAUUGUGACGUGGAUAUGAAUAGAACUUCGAAGCAAUGGAUGAAUUGAACGUUAAAGGAGUUAAGCAAUAGCAGCGAUGAAACUGAGUGCUUAGCAUACCCAAGGGUGAGAUGAUUUCGCAUCGUCUACAUGUGUAACACUGAGUCAGAACUGUCCCGCAUUCGAAUGAGCAUUAUAACAAAACAAAAAACCAUACUAGAUUAAUACAGGCAUCGUUAUGCAAUUUUCGUGGAACGAUUGAUCAAAUGUUCCUCGCCGGUCUAUUUCAAGAUGGACAGUGUGUGUUUGUGUGUGUUUUUUGUUUGUUUUUCAUUUUCCUUUUUAACAGUAAAAGCGGGAAUGCUUUCUGUUGCCUUCCUCCAUUCCUUUUAAGCGUUCUUUUGCCUUUCAAGCUCUCUUACACGCAGCGCACAUGCUAUUCAAUUGCUUUAAAACAUUACCCCGGCACUACUACUGUCCGUGUCCCUUUGUCCGGCACCAAAAACAGCACCGCCCGCUGGCCCGCAGGACCGAACAAAGCACAUAUCCAGGUUGACUCGAACUCACUGCACUUUUUCACAGUUUUUCCCAAUAAUGCACGGAUCACACACACAUAGUUUGCAGGAGAACCGCGAUCCGCUUUCCUAUUGAUUUGAAGUUAUUUUUUUGUUUUAAUGUAUGUGUGUACGUGGGUUUGGGUAAGUAAUAAGACUUUCGGUAGUUGUUUUGUUUAUCCGCUGCGCUCGCUUCUCCUCACUGACCCCGCAAUCACCCAUUGAUACCCGAAAAAGCAAAAAAAAAAAUAGAAUAAA